Rhinichthys klamathensis goyatoka is the source of this 439-nucleotide messenger RNA. RefSeq names its product transmembrane protein 14A-like. Gene Ontology annotation, cellular component: mitochondrial membrane. NCBI's taxonomy places the organism in Eukaryota, Metazoa, Chordata, Actinopteri, Cypriniformes, Leuciscidae. Gene Ontology annotation, biological process: regulation of heme biosynthetic process. Bases 1 to 300 code for a protein of 99 amino acids. The transcript is spliced from 4 exons. The record is from RefSeq and is a predicted model, not a curated record.
AUGACAGUGGACUGGUGGGGCUUCGCUUAUGCUGCAGCUCUUGCUCUGGGGGGAUUCAUGGGAUAUAAAAGAAAAGGGAGUGUGGUGUCAUUAAUCGCUGGACUCUUCUUUGGAAGUGUGUCUGCAUACGGAGCCUUUCGGAUAUCAAAUGAUCCACAGGAUUACUGGACCUCUUUAAUGUCUGCUGGCGUACUUGCAGUUGUGAUGGGAAUGAGGUUCAGGAAAUCUGGGAAAUUAAUGCCUGCAGGGAUCAUGGCAGCGCUGAGCCUCCUGAUGGUUUUCCGGAUUCUGAUCUUCUAAGUGAUCACUGGGACCUUCCAGACAACAUGUACUGAACAGCUGCGAUGUUCAUUUCACAUUAUUAUAACUGUAUCUUGUACAUUCCAAAUAAAUCUGUCCAUGUUCGCGUGUCAGUUUUAAUAAAGAAGCUUGUAAGUUA